Coregonus sp. 'balchen' is the source of this 41028-nucleotide messenger RNA. NCBI's taxonomy places the organism in Eukaryota, Metazoa, Chordata, Actinopteri, Salmoniformes, Salmonidae. The record is from the annotation of a GenBank genome assembly.
AUGGACAUGAUCUUAAAAAGGUGAGCAUUAGCAUGCUAAAAGACAGACAGAGUUAUGAUGAACACUUAUUUGCCAAGGCUUUAAUCGUCAGGCGAGUUAGAUUAUUAACUUUGAAUCCAUUUAAUAAACCGCGAGCGCUUUGCUCAAAUAGCUAACUGUCAGACAGACGGGGAAAACUUCGCUCUGAUGUGUUGGGAAAUGGGGAUGAGGAAACAGAGAUAUUAAUUUACUGAUCUCCUGUUAGGGACAAGAGGGCAAUUAAAUCGUAUCUUAAAGAGUGAUAGGCAUCAGGGAAGUGUUUGCGGAGGAUAUUCGAGAUUUUUUGCGGACCUUUCCCAUGUCUGUCUUACAGUACUUUCACUUUGAAGGCUGUGCAUGCUAGCUCAUUGAUUAGGAAAGUCGAGGGGAUGUAUUGAUCCUGGAGUUCAUGUGGAGGCAGGAGAUCUGAGAGUCUGUGUGUGCGUGCAUGUGUAUUUGGACCUCUGUCGAGCUUGUCUUACUCUUUACCUCACUUUUCAACUCUAUCAGGCUGCCUGCAGGUGACAUAUCUGCAAAACGACUAUAUUUGUGUUGAAUGUGUCUUUCUUGUUUAUGAUAAUGAAGCCAUUUGAUUGAUUAUUUAUUGGAUUGAUUACUUGCCUUAUCGACCAAUUAAUUGAUUGUACUCUACCCUUUUGUCCUAAAAGAGUAAAUUGGGGUCAUUGAAAUACAAUAAAGUAUGAUAUCCGUGUUAAUAAUCCAAAUGUCAUAUUGGUUAGCUAGCCACUCAAUUGAUUUCUCAAUGGAUUCAUUACUUGCACGAUUGAUGGAUUGAUUCAUUCAUUGAUUCAUGAAUUCAUCAAUGGAUUUACCUCUCCUCUUCCUCUGUUCCUCUCUGUCUCCAGACCUGGAUGACCCUUUAGUGACGGUGCACCAGAGUGUAGGAGAGGCCAAAGAGCAGUUCUAUUACGAGAGGACAGUGUUCCUGCGCUGCGUGGCCAACUCCAAUCCCCCAGUCCGCUACAGCUGGCACCGCGGACGAGAUGUCCUCUCACAGGGUUCCGACAAGGGAGUGGAGAUCUACGAACCAUUCUUCACACAGGUAAGGGGGAGGCAAUAUACUACACUUACUGUAUAUCAGGGUGGGGUCAAUGUAGAGAUCUCAAUAUACUAUAGACUCUGGGUGGGGUGACCCCUGGGUGUGCUGAAAUAUACUUAUAUAAAUAAGGGUGUCCCCAGAGACUUCUAUGGGAAAGAGAGAGGGAAAAAGAGGGAAUGAGAAUGAAAGAAAGAGAGAGAGACAGAAAGAGGUAGGGGAGAGAGCAACAGAGUGCACUAUCAGAGAUGAUACAAGCAAGCGAGCCUGAGGUUGGCUGCCAUUCUGAGUCUCCAGUUCCCUCAUUUUCCUCUCCCCUCCUAGUCCACCUCUUCUUUUCUCUGUCCUCUUCUCUCAUCUUCCCUUCUCUCUCUUCCCUCCCUCCUUCUUCCUUCCCUCAGCCCAACAAGCGUUUGUACUGAGCAGAGAUAAAACACAGGCGUGGCAUUUCAAACCCAGCAUGGGAAUGUGGCCCGGUAAUUAGCCAGGAAGUGACACACUUUCAUUGAGGGCUCCCUCCUCCUCCUCCACCUCCUCCUCCUCCUCCUCUCUUCCCUCCUCAUCUCCCUUCUCUCCCUACCCCUCUUCCCUGCCUUAUUCCCUGUGGCAAGCACGAGAAGAACAGAAAGAUCAAGGGAUGCGUUUAAAAUCACCGUGUGUUUUCCCCAUUGUUAAAUACCAGCUUACCGUUUCUCUCUGGCGAAGGUUAGGAGGAGAGGAGAGAGGGAUUGUGUUAGGGGUGGAGAGGAAAGGGGGAUGGUGUUAACUUGUGUUGGGAGGUCAUUUUAGACCAUGGUGACCAGGUCUUGUUGAGGUCGGUGGUGGAAACUUUUCUGGCGUGUGUGUGUUGAUCACACAGCUGUGUCUGUGCACCCAGACCAGCAAUCAAGCAGUUUCUUCAUCCAUUCAUUCACCUCUGGGGGCGGCAGGUAGCCUAGCGGUUAAGAGCAUUGGGCAAGUAACUGAAAGGUCGCUUGUUCGAAUCGCCAAGCCGAUUGUUGAUGUGCCCUUGAGCAAGGCACUUAACCCUAAUUGCUCCUGUAAAUCGCUUUGAUUAAUUCCUCCAUCCAACCCUCUCUCUUACAGCCCCUCCUUCUCUUUCUAUCCUUUACUCCUUCAUCCCUCUUUUCAUGGUUCCCUCCAAUCUGUUACAUCUCUCACACAACCCUUCAUCUUUCAUCCAUCCAUCCCUCCAAAUGUCUUUUCUCCAUCCUUUUCAUCAACCUCUUUCAUAUCCUUGUCCAUCCCUCUCACCAAUCCCUUACAUCUCUCCCACCUACUCCAUUCCUUCCUCCAACCCCCUUGUCUUCCAAAUAUAUUUGUAUUCCUAUUUGUCUCCCACUAUGUUAAACUCAGGCUUGGAUACGUUACUUUCUAAAUGUAAUCCGUUACAGUUACUAGUUACCUGUCCAAAAUUGUAAUCAGUAAAGUAACUUUUGGAUUACCCAAACUCAGUAUCGUAAUCUGAUUACAUUCAGUUACUUUUAGAUUACUUUCCCCUUAAGAGGCAUUAGAAGGAGACAAACAUUUAUGUUACCAAUUGAAUUACAUCUAUUACAGGAUAAAUCAAUGUUAAAGCUUACAUAGCUGGCCAUAUAUGGAUGUUAAAUUUUACUUUAUGGGUUGGUUAUGUAGGAUCCUUCUAACCCAUCACUUUCUACUUGUAGCUCCUCCAGUGACAGGCAUGAGGCAAGAGGUCUUGAUUUGAAUACAGGGCUUUAAUGCUGGUCAACCCGUGAGAACUGGUUUAAAGAAAGAAAAAAUACAUUAACAAAAUAAUGCCAUAUGCAUGUCUCACACAUCUGGCGUUAUAAUCAAGCUCAUACAGCUAGACACUUUAUGUAUAUUUUACACCAAAAAAUGACGCACGUAAACACAAACACUCUCAUAGCAAAAUAAAUAGUCAACAAACCUCAUUGCUGCUUAUCACACAGAGGUGCUAAACAUCCUUUUAAAUGUCCUUUAUCUUCUUCUGUAUACUUUCUUUGUAAGUAUGCACUUAAACACGAUAACAGUGGAAAAAUAAUUCGCUUUUUGCGGUAAAGUUUCCUCGGUGCGUCGCUAAAGGCGCUCGGGUGACAACACUCGGGCGGAACCAAUAAUUAGUUCCGUCUUGCUGUAAACGUACAAUUCAGAAGAAAUUAAAUAAUAAAAAGUGCAAAUACAUGAAAUAAACUAAAGUGCUAAUACAUGAAAUAAACUGGCGACAGAGGCAGUUACACUCCCACCAAAUCACAUGUGAUUUCUUAAAACUUGGAGACAAACCUACUGCAUGAAUAAAUUAAAUGAAACUCUGUCCUAAUAAACAACUAAUAAACUGUGUGUGAGUGUAUGAUAGAACCAUCAGUCUGCUUCUAGCAAUGUAACUGUUUUCUGAAUGGGUCUCUCCAGGUAAACAGGUUUGGCUGUACGCUUUCCUCUUCCAUCCAGGGAGGAGUCACUGAUGAGUAACUUGAGUCUCCUCACUCUUUCAUCACUUCCAGGAUACACCUCGAUGACUCUUGCUAGCUUCCAUUGGUUUUGUGGUGUGGCAGCAUCUUGUAAUAGAACAAUGUCACCGACCUUUGCAUUUCUGCGAUCUUUGGUCCACUUCUGUCUGUGUUGGAGAUUCAGGAGAUACUCCUUUUUCCAUCGUACCCAAAAGUUGUUGGUUAAGAGUUGUUAAGAGUUGAACUCUGCGCCAUCUUUUGCGGAGGUAGAGAUCCUCCUUGACAAACUUUCCAGGAGGAGGGAGAAUGAUUGUGGAUUUCAUGGUCAAGAUGUGGUUUGGUGUCAAGGGCUCUGGACUGGUAGAAUCGUUCAGAUGAUCAGUGGUUAGAGGUCUGCUAUUCACAACCACCAUAACCUCAUAUAGAAAUGUUCGUAGGGAAGAGGAGUCAAGUUGUCUGGACGACUGUUCUAGAAUGGACGCCAGGACACUUCUGUUGUGCGGAUUUGUCUUUCCCAGACUCCACCCAUAUGACUUGAGGCAGGGGUGUUCAUGAUGAACUCGCAGCCCAAAUCUUUGAGCUCUUCUUGAUCCAUCUCUUUCAGUGCUUCAAUGAACUCACGCCUUGCUCCGACAAAGUUUGUCCCUUGAUCACACCUUAUCUGCCUUACUGAUCCACGAAUGGCGAUGAAUGAACGCAGAGCAUUGAUAAAGGCAUCUGAGGUCAAGUCAUCAAGUGCUUCAAUGUGAACUCCUCUUGAACACAUGCAGGUGAGCAACAGCCCAUAACGCUUUAGCUCCUUUCUUCCUUCCUUAAUGUGAAAUGGUCCGAAGCAGUCCAUUCCACAGUAAGUGAAUGGAGCAGUUGUUUCCAUCCGCUCUUCUGGAAGGUCUGCCAUCCUUUGUUGCUCUGUGCAUCUUCGGAACCUUCUGCAACUUGUGCACUUGUGAAUAUGGGAUGAAACAAGCUUGCUGCAACCCAGGAUCCAUAUGCCAUUGGAUCGGAGUUCAUUUAUAGUCAUUCCUCGACCUUGAUGGUACACUCUCUCAUGAUAGUGCUUGACGAGCAAUGCAGAAACAUGACUGUUUCUAGGAAGUACUGCUGGAUGCCUCACAUGUGGAUGUAGGGCAGCAUUAGCUAAGCGGCCUCCUACUCUGAUUACACCUUGAUCAUCCAGGAACGGACAUAGUUUGUGCAACUGGUUGGCUUUGUCUUUGACCUUUGUCUCCUUAUGAUGUCUAAGGCGUUGAAUUUCUUGAGAGAGAGUUGCUUCCUGGACCAUCUUGAUUAUGGUCAGCUCCGCCUCUUUCCUUUCCUCCAAGUUCGAGGCCUCACAGGACUUUGGCUUGAGACCUUUGAUUUCCUUAGCACGGCGCUUGAGUCUGGCAACAGCCUUCACCAUUCUUGCCCAGUCUGAGAACUUGUGUAGACGAUCUAAAAUUGUUUUUGCUUCUUCUGCCUGAGUGUCAUGAACCUGAGCUUUCUUGACCUCUGGGUCACUGCUCUCGAUCUCUCCCACCAUGACAACUCCAGUUGGUAGCUCUUUUAGCCAAAGAAGGUCUGGACCUGUGAACCAGUUAGAAGCUGUGAGUUGUUCUGCUGUGACACCCCUUGAGGCGUGGUCAGCUGGGUUGUCUUCUGAAGCUAUUGUCUCAUCCAUAAAGGUCUUAUAGUCUCUGCAGUACUGCUCAUUUCCCUUUAACUUCUUCUCCAGACAUCUGAGACGGUGGAUGCCACAUACCUUGUUAUCUGGUAAGUUUGGUCUUCCUUUCUUGAAGGGAAGUGGCAUUUCAUAGUGCCCAUCAUCCUUGAGUCUGAUGCCACUCUCCAUAAUUGACAUGAACUGGAGAUCCUCUUGAGAAAGGUGUUCAUCUUCUGAAGCCCUUUCUACAAAAUCAGAUUCCAACACCUUGAUGACGUCUGUUGGAAGGACUACUUCUUUGAUCUGUGUUCUACAGACAUAGUGCACUUCGUUUGGGAGAUUUGGAAGAACUGAUGUCACUUGCUUCACAAUGACUUGAUGGCUUAUUCCAAAGGCAUCUCCAAAGUCAAGACAUGGGUUGCCAUAGCCGACUACACUCCAACCCAAGUCUGUUCUCUGAGCAAAGGGCUCAUUUUCUUCUCCAGCAACCACUUGUCUUGGUACAAGAGCUUGAGGACAGUUGUAGCCAAUUAGUAGGCCGAUGUCACAGCUCUGCAGAGGAGCAAUUUCAUCUGCAAUGUGCUCAAGAUGAGACCAUGCCUUGGCAGUCUCUGGUGUGGGAAUAUGAUCUCUGUUUGCAGGGAUGAAUUCUCUUGAGUAAGUUACUGGCAGGUAGAUUAUCUUAUCGGAGUAGAAUCCUCUUAUUUGUAGAUCAGUCAGCCUUCUGCUAGGCACCACUGUAUUUCUUGAAGCUAUUGUGGAGAGCUUUAACUGGACUGGUUCAUUUUUAGUGUGAAGCACCUUUGCUGUCUCUUCAAGGAUGAAGGUCGUGUCACUCUGUGUAUCGAGAAGAGCGUACACAAGAACUUCAUGAUUUGGCUUACUUGUAGUGGACAACCACACAGGAAUGACUGAGGAUGUAUGGGUGCCUUUAACAUUCUGGAUAACUCUGUUAGAUGUUACCUCGCUUGGUGGUUUUGUCACCCUCUCUUGUGAACGAUCUGUCGUUCCUUCUCUUGACUUGUCACUCUCCAUUUCUCCAUCAGUCCUUGUUGACAUUCCUCUUUCUUUGCUGCGAUUAUCGUGUAGGCAGGUUGGAUGUCCUUUCUCACAAGUAUCACAGAUCCUUCUAUUUUCACACUCCUUUGAGCGAUGGCCAGGCUUCAGACAGCCAAAGCACAACUUCAUCCCUUGAACAAACUUGACUCGCUCAGAGAUGGUUUUAUUCAUACAUUUCCAACACUUGUGUAGACUGUGACCUGACUUCUCACAAAAAACACAGCUUGUGGAGGAAGCUUUUUCAUCUGAGUUAGUUGCUAGUACCUUUGCUCCGAGAGCUCUGUUCUUUAAAACCUUGAUCUGCUCACCUUCAGCAGGUUUCAGAGCAUGGAGAGAUGUUAUUGGGUUAUUUGCAAUCUUAGCUUCACGUGUGAGAAACUUUACAAACUGCUGGAAGCUUGGGAAUGUGUGACUUUCUUCCUCCACUUCUAUGACCUUUCUGUUCCAUCUCGAGGUCAGCCAGUCUGGAAGCUUUGCAAGUAACUUCUGGUUUUCAUUGCAGUCAUUAAGUACUUUCGAGGCCUCUGAUCUGAGUCAUAGCAGCCUCACAGCUCCGAAGAAAAUCAGCAAACUCUUGAAGUUCGAUACUGCCUUUGGAGCUUAUCUUGGGCCAUGCCUCCAGCUUAUCUCUGAAUGCUUUGGCUAUGAGGAAUGGAUUUCCAUAUCUUUCCUCGAGAAUCCUCCAUGCUGCGUGAUAGGCUGACUCUGAACCAAGCAGGAAGUAGCUCUCUAUAGCCUUUUUAGCAGGUCCACCCACAUACUUUCGCAAGUAAUAUAUAUUUUCUUCGGCUGGAAUGUUUUUCCGAUCAAUGAGUGUCUGAAAUGAAACCUUCCAGUCAUUGAAUCUGAGUGGGUCGCCAUUGAAUAUUGUUGGUUCAGGUAUAGGAAGACGACCUGCACUGAUGGACUCUGCAAGUGCUCUAACAAGAGCUGCUGUGCUGUCAUCCUGCUUUGAAUGUGCCCGGUCUUGUGGUGAAGAAUGGUGCUGCAACAUAUUAUUUUCAUGUUUAACUUCUUCCUUUUCCUUCAUACAGACACUUUGAUGGAGUAGACUGCUUAUUUCUUUAUCUGAGCACUCACUCUGAUCAUACACUCGCUGACGUGCCUUAGCAGCCUUUAACUUUUUAACUGUCUCUAGUCGCUCCAGUUGUCUCCGCUUUGCAUCUAGCACCUUUUGUCUCUCUGCAGCUUCAGCUUCAAGCCUUUCCAAUUCCUCAAUGCAACACUCUUGUUCUAGUAGUACUUCUAGAGUAGCUUCAUUGGCAGCAACUUCAGCAGCGGCAUCUUGUCUGCUAACAGAAAUCUGACUUGAAUGUCUGGAGCUGCUUUGAGCAUGAGAGGACUUAGUGCAUUGGGAUUUGAUACUUAUCUUGUCUGAGGCUACAGACUUGAAUAUAGACGAUGUCGCCCUGUUGCCUCGUUGUUCAUCUCCUCCACCGUUAUCUGCUGUCUCCAAACGAUCUUUUGCAGUUUGGAUGAUCUUCCUGGUUACUGCAUCACAGGUGUCAAUUCUGCGACGUGUGUCAUGGUCAGGGUUGUCUAUGCGCCUUAACUCAUCAUAAGCAAUGUUCAGAUUCUCUGAGGCAGCACUUAUUUUGCUUAUGUGUUCAUGUAGCAGGUUGUUUGAGCAUUGUCCACUCAAAGCUUGCUUGGCGUCUUUAGCAAUAGCCUUCCACUCCUCAUAGCUCACAGUGAAACGGUGAGCAAAUCUUCUUAUUUGCUCAUUGUACAGUUCUUGGCCCUUUUCUGUUAACUUUCGGUCUCUUUGGCUUCUUUGUGGUUCUUGUGAGGAAGUGUGGUCAUUAGCUCUUGUACUUUUAGUAGCCUGUGGUUGCAUGUCUAUGCACUGCUGCUCUAUACUUUCACCUACAGUGGGGGAAAAAAGUAUUUAGUCAGCCACCAAUUGUGCAAGUUCUCCCACUUAAAAAGAUGAGAGAGGCCUGUAAUUUUAAAUCAUAGGUACACGUCAACUAUUACAGACAAAAUGAGAAAAAAAAAUCCAGAAAAUCAAAUUGUAGGAUUUUUAAUGAAUUUAUUUGCAAAUGAUGGUGGAAAAUAAGUAUUUGGUCAAUAACAAAAGUUUCUCAAUACUUUGUUAUAUACCCUUUGUUGGCAAUGACACAGGUCAAACGUUUUCUGUAAGUCUUCACAAGGUUUUCACACACUGUUGCUGGUAUUUUGGCCCAUUCCUCCAUGCAGAUCUCCUCUAGAGCAGUGAUGUUUUGGGGCUGUCGCUGGGCAACACAGACUUUAAACUCCCUCCAAAGAUUUUCUAUGGGAUUGAGAUCUGGAGACUGGCUAGGCCACUCCAGGACCUUGAAAUGCUUCUUACGAAGCCACUCCUUCGUUGCCCGGGCGGUGUGUUUGGGAUCAUUGUCAUGCUGAAAGACCCAGCCACGUGUCAUCUUCAAUGCCCUUGCUGAUGGAAGGAGGUUUUCACUCAAAAUCUCACGAUACAUGGCCCCAUUAAUUCUUUCCUUUACACGGAUCAGUCGUCCUGGUCCCUUUGCAGAAAAACAGCCCCAAAGCAUGAUGUUUCCACCCCCAUGCUUCACAGUAGGUAUGGUGUUCUUUGGAUGCAACUCAGCAUUCUUUGUCCUCCAAACACAACGAGUUGAGUUUUUACCAAAAAGUUAUAUUUUGGUUUCAUCUGACCAUAUGACAUUCUCCCAAUCCUCUUCUUGAUCAUCCAAAUGCACUCUAGCAAACUUCAGACGGGCCUGGACAUGUACUGGCUUAAGCAGGGGGACACGUCUGACACUGCAGGAUUUGAGUCACUGGCGGCGUAGUGUGUUACUGAUGGUAGGCUUUGUUACUUUGGUCCCAGCUCUCUGCAGGUCAUUCACUAGGUCCCCCCGUGUGGUUCUGGGAUUUUUGCUCACCGUUCUUGUGAUCAUUUUGACCCCACGGGGUGAGAUCUUGCGUGGAGCCCCAGAUCGAGGGAGAUUAUCAGUGGUCUUGAAUGUCUUCCAUUUCUUAAUAAUUGCUCCCACAGUAGAUUUUUUCAAACCAAGCUGCUUACCUAUUGCAGAUUCAGUCUUCCCAGCCUGGUGCAGGUCUACAAUUUUGUUUCUGGUGUCCUUUGACAGCUCUUUGGUCUUGGCCAUAGUGGAGUUUGGAGUGUGACUGUUUGAGGUUGUGUACAGGUGUCUUUUAUACUGAUAACAAGUUCAAACAGGUGCCAUUAAUACAGGUAACGAGUGGAGGACAGAGGAGCCUCUUAAAGAAGAAGUUACAGGUCUGUGAGAGCCAGAAAUCUUGCUUGUUUGAAGUUGACCAAAUACUUAUUUUCCACCAUAAUUUGCAAAUAAAUUCAUUAAAAAUCCUACAAUGUGAUAUUCUGGAUUUUUUUUCCUCAUUUUGUCUGUCAUAGUUGACGUGUACAUAUGAUGAAAAUUACAGGCCUCUCUCAUCUUUUUAAGUGGGAGAACUUGCACAAUUGGUGGCUGACUAAAUACUUUUUUUCCCCACUGUACAUUAACCUGCUUUCUCCCAGAGGUAAGACUAGGCUCUGACAUUGUUACUUGGUGUACUUAAAUUUGGGUUAAAUCUAGUUUGGCCUGUAGCUAAGUGAUUCAGCUCCCAUUAGCUAUUCACAUUUAUACUAUUUUUACCACUAAUAUUAUUUUUUAGAACAUAUUCACAUCUACUUCACACAAAUCAAUAUCACGUUGUUCUAUGAAAUGCAAAAUUCAGUCUCUUGGUUGUAGCUUAGUUAACACUUAAACAUACACACAACUAUACCGUAUGAAUAUGAAGGCAAAAAUGUGUCAGUCUCUUGUGGGAAAUAGUUUAAGCUUCUUUGCAUCAGCUGGAUUCAUGGUAAGGCGCCUGGAUUCUUCUGUGGAUGCUGCGGCUGUGUAAAUGUCAGGAGCAGAUGCACACUCUUGGAUGUAGAGAUGUCCCUUCUUGUCCAUGGAUCACGGCUCUUUGGUACUGUCUUCCUCGUCUACUCAUGCAGAGCAGAUGAGUUCUCACUAUAGCUCCUCCAGUGACAGGCAUGAGGCAAGAGGUCUUGAUUUGAAUACAGGGCUUUAAUGCUGGUCAACCCGUGAGAACUGGUUUAAAGAAAGAAAAAAUACAUUAACAAAAUAAUGCCAUAUGCAUGUCUCACACAUCUGGCGUUAUAAUCAAGCUCAUACAGCUAGACACUUUAUGUAUAUUUUACACCAAAAAAUGACGCACGUAAACACAAACACCCUCAUAGCAAAAUAAAUAGUCAACAAACCUCAUUGCUGCUUAUCACACAGAGGUGCUAAACAUCCUUUUAAAUGUCCUUUAUCUUCUUCUGUAUACUUUCUUUGUAAGUAUGCACUUAAACACGAUAACAGUGGAAAAAUAAUUCGCUUUUUGCGGUAAAGUUUCCUCGGUGCGUCGCUAAAGGCGCUCGGGUGACUACACUCGGGCGGAACCAAUAAUUAGUUCCGUCUUGCUGUAAACGUACAAUUCAGAAGAAAUUAAAUAAUAAAAAGUGCAAAUACAUAAAAUAAACUAAAGUGCUAAUACAUGAAAUAAACUGGCGACAGAGGCAGUUACACUACUACAUAUAACAAUACGAUUAAAUGAUAUCUUUACAUAAAAAAAGUAUAUCGGAAUUCCAGUCAUUCCAAUACAUGUUAUAUUCCCCUUGAUCUUCAAGAAUAGGACUUGGAAAUAUGGAAGUAUAGAUUAGCCAAAUUGUUUUUCCUGAGCAUAAUCCCAAAACAAAGGAUUUAUUAGCCAGCAUACUACUCUGUUGUUAAUGAUUUUGUUGUCAUACUUAUUCAAGUGUUUUUCUUUAUUUUUACUAUUUUCUACAUUGUUGAAUAAUAGUGAACAUUUACAUUUUAGUCAUUUAGCAGACGCUCUUAUCCAGAGCGACUUACAGUUAGUGACUACAUUUUUUUUUUUUAUACUGGCCCCCCGUGGGAAUCAAACCCACAACCCUGGCGUUGCAAACGCCAUGCUCUAUCAACUGAGCUACAUCCCUGCCGGCCAUUCCCUCCCCUACCCUGGACGAUGCUGGGCCAAUUGUGCGCCGCCCAUGAGUAGUGAAGACAUCAAAACUAUGAAAUAACACAUAUGGAAUCAUGUAGUAACCAAAAAAGUGUUAAACAAAUCAAAAUAUAUUUUAUAUUUGAGAUUCGUCAAAUAGCCACCCUUUUCCUUGAUGACAGCUUUGCACACUCUUGGCAUUCUCUCCACCAGCUUCACCUGGAAUGCUUUUCCAACAGUCUUGAAGGAGUUCCCACAUAUGCUGAGGACUUGUUGGCUGCUUUUCUUUCACUCUGCGGUCGAACUCAUUCCAAACCAUCUCAAUUUGGUUGAGGUCGGGGGAUUGUGUAGGCCAGGUCAUCUGAUGCAGCACUCCAUCACUCUCCUUCUUGGUCAAAUAGCCCUUACACAGCCUGGAGGUGUGUUGGGUCAUUGUCCUGUUGAAAAACAAGUCAUAGUCCCACUAAGCCCAAACCAGGUGGGAUGGCGUAUCGCUGCAGAACGCUGUGGUAGCCAUGCUGGUUAAGUGUGCCUUGAAUUCUAAAUAAAUCACAGACAGUGUCAUCAGCAAAGCACCCCCACACCAUAACACCUUCUCCUCCAUGCUUUGCAUUGGGAAAUACACAUGCGGAGAUCAUCCGUUCACCCACACCGCGUCUCACAAAGACAAGGCGGUUGGAACCAAAUAUCUCCAAUUAGGACUCCAGACCAAAGGACAAAUUUCCACCAGUCUAAUGUCCAUUGCUCAUGUUUCUUGGCCCAAGCAAGUCUCUUCUUCUUAUUGGUGUCCUUUAGUAGUGGUUUUUUUUGCAGAAAUUCAACCAUGAGGGCCUGAUUCACACAGUCUCCUCUGAACAGUUGAUGUUGAGAUGUGUCUGUUACUUGAAUUCUGUGAAGCAUUUAUUUGGGCUGCAAUUUAUGAGGCUGGUAACUCUAAUGAACUUAUCCUCUGCAGCAGAGGUAACUCUGUGUCUUCCAUUCCUGUGGCGGUCCACAUGAAAGCAAGUUUCAUCAUAGCGCUUGAUGGUUUUUGCGACCGCAAAGGUAGCUUAGUGGUUAAGAGCAUUGUGCCAGUAACCGAAAGGUCGCUGGUUCUAAUCCCCGAGCUGACUAGGUGAAAAACCUGUCGAUGUGCCCUUGAGCAAGGCACUUAACCCUAAUUGCUCCUGCUAAAUGACAAAAAAAAAAAAAAUAAAAGCUUUCAAAGUUGUUGACAAUUUCCGUAUUGACUAGCCUUCAUGUCUUAAAGUAAUUAUGGACUGUCAUUUCUCUUUUCUAAUUUGAACUGUUCUUGCCAUAAUAGGGACUUGGUCUUUUACCAAAUAGGGCUAUGUUCUGUAUACCAUCCCUACCUUGUCACAAAACAACUGAUUGGCUCAAAUGCAUUAAGAAGGAAAACAAUUCCACAAAUUUUUAAGAAGGCACACCUGUUAAUUGAAAUGCAUUCCAGGUGACUACCUCAUGAAGCUGGUUGAGAGAAUGCCAAGAGUGUGCAAAGCUGUCAUCAAGGCAAAGGGUGGCUAUUUGAAGAAUCUCCAAUCUCAAAUAUAUGUUGAUUUGUUUAACACUUUUUUGGUUACUACAUGGUUCCAUAUGUGUUAUUUCAUAGUUUUUUAUGUAUAAUUCUACAAUGUAGAAAAUAGUAAAAAUAAAGAAAAGCCCUUGAGUGCUACAGACUGCCUCUUUAAGUCUAUCAAAAGUGUGCGAGUUUGAGUAUGUGUCCAUUAGGCCUAUGGAUUUAUUUAUUUUAUCAGCAUGAAUUAGAUUGAGCAAUAAAAGCCACACUUUUAUUCCAUAGGCUGGGAUCAGCACUAUGCAGCUGUGGCAAGAGCUCAUUUUUCACUGGCUGUCCACUGGUUUCAAAAACAAUGAUUGAUAGGCAGCUUAAACUUCUUGAAUUAAACCAUUAUUGGGUUCAAAUGCACAUUUAGAUUUGUGAACAGCCAUCCACAACAACGGUAAGGUGCAAAUAGCUAAAUGAGAGAGCAGCAGUGUGAUUCACAUCAAUGCGCUUUGUAGAUAUCAAUAAUAAGUGAUAUCCGUAUUGCCGUAGACUACACCACUGCUGUCAUCCUUACCUCCAAGCGUUUAUUCAACAUGGAUAAUCUUUGGAUGCUGACAGCAGUCGCACCAUUGGAAGACAUAGCUUGGAAGACAUAGCUUGGACUGUAGCCUGUAAAAGUCUAUUUCUGCUCUUUUCACGUGAUCCAUCAAACACAUUUGGUGUGUCAUCAAAGUGGUCUCUGACUUGUGGUCAGACUCAGACAGGUGGAACAAAUGUAAACUUCUGCCUCUUUUCAAUGCUGAUUUGAAUGUCAUUGAGAAAACAGAGAAGCGUCAACAACAAAAAACAUCCUUUCUGAAUGUAAAAGUAAUCCUCGAAGUUAUCAUCAAGUUUUUCAAAAGUAUCUGUAAUCUGAUUACAAUAUUUUAGCUGGUAACGUAACAGAUUACAGGUUAAAAAAAAAAAAAGUUAUCCCCAACCCUGGUUAAACUGGCCUCUGAAUCAUCAUUCCCACCAAACACAUCUUCCACUAACAGCCAAAACCAGAGAGGAGGAGGUAAUACGACUGCAACCACAGACUGAGUCCAUCCCCAAUCAAAUACAAUUAACAUAUAAACGCCAUGCAAUAUGAUGAUGAUGAUCAUUGGGGGGAAUGAAAGAGAUGAGUGAUUAGGGUUUGUGGGGACGGUGACUGGGAUUUGUGAGGACUAUGAUUGUGGCAUGUGAGGACUGAUGUGCCAGGCUGACUGAAGUCCUAAACUGACCCCCUGGUGGAGAGGAAGGAGAUCAAAGACUCUCAUCACAUCCGAUCACAGGGCUCUAGCGUGGUCUUUGUGGAGGGUAGUUCCACCUCAAAAAGCAGAAGAAACAGAAUUUAGACACCCACCACCUCAGAUUGUUAGAAACAGAUAAGAGUAGCAUUCCUGCAACAUUAUUUUGUUGAAAUAUAAUUACAUCUCUGAGAAAUUAAGCUAAUUGAUUGGCAAUGUGGUACCUAACAUACAAUUUGGGCCAAACGUGUUUCUAACAAUGAGUUAGACAUGAGGAAUCCAAAUAAAUAGUCGAAAGCCACCCUUGGACCCAAUCCUACCCCAGCAUGUCUAUGUCUGACAAGUAGUAUGGAGCUGCGGCUCAGAGUACUGUUUCUUUAUCCUAUGUAAUGUAUUCCCAGUGAAUUUGGUGAUGUUUUUUUCCCCCUGUUCAUAGAAAUUAGUAAUUGAAAUUAUGUUUAUGUCCGAUCCCUACAUCUUGAUAUUACCAGGUUUUGACCAUUAGAUGGUGCUGUUCCAGGUGAUUUCGUUUUUAACACUAGAACCACUGGGCCUCGAGGGAUCCCCCUUCAAGCUAAUGAGCUCAUUCUGACUGCAACAUUCUAACAGUGUAUUUAAUACAUUUCAUAUAUGCUAUCACUCAAAUAAUCAUUUGGUUGUGUUUUAGAAUUUAGGUAACAUUAAUAUAUAUUAUUUUUUCAUUUCAAAUAACAACAUACAAUUUAAAAUUAGUUUAUGUUAGUGUAGGCUAUAUGUAAAAACAAAACAAAAACACAAGUGUUCAAUCAAUUUCAUUCAUAAAGUGCCUUCGUUACAACUACGAAACAGAAAGUAUAUGUGUUGGAACAUGGUAACAGCUUAUUUUUAUAACAAUAUUUCUUUUUUUACAAAAAACCCAACCACGCGGUGUCAAAUGAUGAAAACAGUAGCCUAAACAUCAUUAUAAGCUCCAAUUGUGCUUGAUAAAUUGUGAAAAUCAGCACAAAAACAAUAAUGGUAUUAUGGUGAAUAUAAGUGUCAAUAUGAGCAGUAAAAAAUAGUCAAUUAUUAUCAGCUCUUGCUUUCACGCAUUGGUAUAAAUUGGAUUUCAUUUAACGGUUAUCCCGAGUAGGCUUGUUUUAUUUGCCAGCAACUUGUUCACCAAUGACAGUGAAAAAUUGUCCAUGGUGACUUUUCUCCCCUUGCCAAGGUAAGGUUCCACAAUCCUCAUCACCACAUUCUCCAACACUCGCUCACCUGCUUCCCAAUGUGGAUGUUUUCCCAGAUACGGAAAGUCAUUCAGCAUGUACUUGGUGUUGACGUCAGUGGCUAACCAAAACAUAAUUCCAAACUUGUCGGAUUUAUUCUCAAUGUAUUGCGUAAAGCCACAACAAGCUUUGUUGGGAACAAUUGUUCAUCAACAGUGAUGUUCUCUGCUGGUUUGUAACAUGCAAUGCUGUUCUGUACAAACGUCUUCCAAACGUCUCCAGGCGUCGCAUUCUCAUUUCUUUGUCAUCAAAACGGAGGUAACGCAUGAUCUCUCUGAAGGUAUCCUAUGACAUGGUUUCUCCAAAGAAUGGUAUCCCAUACAUGUCUGACUAGAAGCUCACCAUGCUGCAUAUACAUGCUCUUUCCACCGAAUGCUCCACGGAAAUACAGGAUUGAAAUGAACGCUUCCAGCUCAUCAACAGAGACAGAUCCCAGGCAGUGUCUCCUUGCUCCCUGUACACCUCCGUUACAGUACAGUCCCUGACUGUCCCUGACAUGCUGUAGCAUGUUCAUGUAACAUAAACAACGAAAGCUGGUGAGUGCGUUGCUGAUGUUGUUUUUUGCUUGAGAUGUAGGGCCUGCUCUCUCGGCGAUGACAUUUUGUGUUGAUAAUCGGCCAAUAGCAUUGUCACCAGCUUGUUCUAUCUCCUGUCUCACUGUUUCCUUUGGUGGUGGAGCAGGCACCUGCUCAGUGCGCACUGUUCUGGAUUUUUUGCGCUUAGGCCUCGGAGGUGUAGGUUAUUCAGGCCGAGGCUCAGAAUCCGAAGAGUAAUCAUCAGAGAUAUCAUGAUUUAUUUAUUCCCCACCAUCUGAGUCAUUUUCAUUCCGAUCUUGUAGCAGCGCUAACGCAGCAUGUGCAUCCAUUUGUCUUGGUCUUCUUGCCAUUGUACAUUACGCACAUCUCACUGUGUACUCCAAGUAGGCCAGAGUAGACUGAUAAAACUGCUUUGAUUUGGUGGACUGAUAUAGGGUACAUACCAUUUGGAGAUUAUAAUUAGAAUAUACCAAUACAAUAGAAUGGCCCGCCCUGUUCUUUAUUGACAAUCAGUGAUUACAUAAAUAUGCAUCGUUCGCUUCCCCUCGCUCAUCAACUCACAUAUUCUCCCCCUUUCUCCCCCAUCAUACUUUACUUCCUUUUAUUUAAUCUGUUGUUAUGUGUAAAAUUAGUUUGUUAUAGUUUAUGUUCAGUUUUGAGGCAAUUAUCAGGGUGAUUAUCAACUGGGCACUGCACUUUCCAAUGUCGGGAGAUUGAGUGGAGCAGAUCCCUACUGUCCGGAGAAGGAGGAGCAACGGGGGAAAACCAUUCAAAUAAUGACAUGCCCUCCUAAAACUGGUUAUAACUCCAGUUCUGUUUGUGAUAUUACAAUUUUUACAACGGCAGUGUGUUUUAUAGACUUAUUUAGGAAAAGUCAAGGAUGGAGAGAGGCAUGACUUUAAAAAUAAAAUACAUUAAUGAGCAAUCAAAAUGACUGCUUUAGCAGUUCUAGUGUUAAAGAAUCCCCCCCCUCAAUGUUAAAGGGAUAGUUCAUGGACAAGGUAUGACAGCAACCCAUGAUUUGUAGCGCGUACAAAUCUUCUGUCGUCGGUUGCAACACUCACUACCGAGUUCCAAACUGCCUCUGGAAGCAACGUCAGCACAAUGCCAAGCGUCAGCUGGAGUGUUGUAAAGCUCGCCGCCAUUGGAUUCUGGAGCAGUGGAAACGCGUUCUCUGGAGUGAAAAAUCACGCUUCACCAUCUGGCAAUCCAACGGUCAAUAUCUGGGUUUGGUGGAUGCCAGGAGAACGCUCCCUGCCCGAAUGCAUAGUGCCAACUCUUACGUUUGGUAGAGAAGGAAUAAUGGUCUGGGGCUGUUUUUCAUGGUUUGGGCUAGGCCCCUUAGUUCCAGUGAAGGGAAAUCUUAGCCCUGUGCUUCCAACUUUGUGGAAACAGUUUGGGGAAGGCCCUUUCCUGUUUCAGCAUGACAAUGCCCCUGUGCACAAAGCGAGGUCCAUACAGAAAUGGUUUGUCUUGAUCGGUGUGGAAGAUCUUGACUGGCCUGCACAGAGCCCUGACCUCAACCCCAUUGAACACCUUUGGCCCAACAUUAGUGUCCUCACUAAUGCUCUUGUUGCAAUGUUCCAACAUCUAGUGGAAAGUCUUCCCAGAAGAGUGGAGGCUGUUAUAGCAGCAAAGGGGGGACCAACUCCAUAUUAAUGCCCAUGAUUUUGGAAUGAGAUGUUCGACGAACAGGUGUCCACAUACUUUUGGUCAUGUUGUUUAUUUUCUUAAUGCAAAUUUUAGAAUAUUCACAUGAAAAUCUGUCACCAAUUGGAUGGAAACCUAGCUAUAGUUAGAAAAAAAGUUUAGUCCAAAUCUGAUUUUAGGUACUAUAUUUAUUGAAUAUUAUAUGAAUCCUAUAGAUUAAAUUGGCCAAUUUGGGUGCAAUCAAUUAGCUUAAUUUCUCAGAGAUCAAAUUACAUUUCAACAAAAAAUUGUUGUAGGAAUGCUAACCUGUUUCUAACUACAGAAAUUAUUUCAGAACAAUCUGAGAUGGUGGGUGCCAUGGCUUGCUGAAAUGAGAUGGAAUGACCCUGGAGUCACUUUCUCUGUCUGUCAGGCUACUGUGUGGUGGUGGUGGAGGAGUCAACCAAAGAGAUACACACAUUGAAACUAAAAGAUCCCUGCUGUCCGAUGUGGAGUGGUGUAGCAUGUCGACCACGUUGUGUGAUCCAUGGUGUGAUUUGCACAGUGGUUUGGCACCAGAUUAAAUAAAGAAAAGCUUUGAUGUGUUAUGAUGACUUGUUUUACAGUGAACUUCAUGAACUCUGUGUUAUAUUUGAAAACGUGCAGAUUUCUUCCUUGUUUCAUGAUUUACAAUAAAUGUGAAUGGCAUUGGGUUUCAACAUUUCAACAUAUUCUGAAAACCUCUGUGAACUUUGGGAAAGUUUCCAGUAUUUUGCAAGCCUUGAAUGAAGUGGAGAUACUUAAUGAAGUGUGUUUAUUAUUGUGUUAAUUCUAUUCGCACACAUUUGCACACUAGUGUUGUUGUGGUUGUGUAUCUGAGCUGCAGGGGGAGACGAAAAUCUUGAAGCUGAAGAACCUUCGUCCUCAGGACUACGCCAACUACAGCUGCAUCGCUUCUGUUAGGAAUGUCUGUGGCAUUUCCGACCGAAACAUCGUCUUCAAACUCACCAACAAGACAGGUUAGUCUUCAAACUCACCAACAAAACGGGUUAGUAACAUUGUCUUCAAACUCACCAACAAGACAGGUUAGUCUUCAAACUCACCAACAAAACAGGUUAGUACCAUAACAUUGUUUUCAAACGCACCAACAAGACAGGUUAAUCUUCAAAUGCACCAACAAGACAGGUUCGUCUUCAAACUCACCAACAAGACAGGUUCGUCUUCAAACUCACCAACAAAACAGGUUAGUACCAUAACCUCGUUUUCAAACGCACCAACAAGACAGGUUAGUCUUCAAAUGUACCAACAAGACAGGUUAGUCUUCAAAUGUACCAACAAGACAGGUUAGUCUUCAAAUGCACCAACAAGACAAGUUAGUCUUCAAACUCACCAACAAGACAUGCACCAUAAAGUUGAUAAGAAAACAGAAAACCUCCAUCCUCUUCUUCUUCCUCUCCAGCGUCUCCCUCCAUCAAGCUGCUGGUGGAGGAUCCCAUCGUGGUGAACCCUGGCCAGACGGUGUCCCUCGUGUGUAUCACUACGGGUGGGGAGCCCAACCCAACGCUGAGCUGGGUCAGCGGCUCUGACAGCCUGCCUGAGAAGAGCGUGGUGAAGGGUGGAACACUCACCCUACCAGCCAUCACCUCAGACGAGGCUGGGGUCUACAGCUGUGUGGCCAGUAACAACGUGGGCAACCCAGCCAAGAAGUCUACCACAAUAGUGGUCAGAGGUGAGAGGGAGAGGGGAGCAGGAGUGGGUGUUUGUUGUAGGUGGAGUAUACAAUACGCAUAUUGUAGAAUCCUUAGAACAGCACUGUCAGCCUUGUCAAGAGGUUCAGACCUCUAGGUAUAAUUACUUACAGUAUGUAAUGGACUGACAGACGCAAGGUCAGAGAUUCUAGUCCCGCUUAGGCUACUCAUGGGCUAUUUCUUUAUGAGCUAAUCCAAUUUUCAACAUUCAAGUGACAGGAAUGGUUAUGAAUAUGGUUACUACUUUCUUUCGCUACUACAGAGUUACUACAGUAUGUAAGCAUCAUUUUACUACAAUUGACAUAUCUCAUUAUGGAUGUUGCAUUAGGAAAGCUGUAUUGCCUGCAUGAUCCUACAACACAUGGCGCUAUAGUUGGAGACACAUAGAGUAUAUCAACAUAUUCCAUACAGUGUUAUGACUUCUGUGCAGUAGACGGUAGGGUAACGCCAAUAGCAUGGGAAUGCAUGUGAAACCACUCAUUAAAGAUACUUAUUAACGGCCAAUUAGAGUCAUUAAGCCAUGGCAGUCAAGCUGAAGGCACUGCAGGCUGUUUGACAAUCAACUGGGAUGAGGACUUAGUGUCCAAGUCUCUUCCCCUCAAGGUAAUUGACACAUGAAGAAGCAAAUAAUUGUAGACUUGCCUUUGGGAUUAGCCAAUGGGUUAAGGAUUUAGUGUCCAAGGCUCUUUCCCUCAAGGUAAUUGACACAUGGAGCAGCCAAAAAUUAUAGGCUUGCCUUUAGAGGACUCAUUGGUUUUCUGGCCGUAUAGUAGGAUGAGAUAUUUCAAUGUUUGAUUUAUAUUGUGUGAGUCUCGAGUUUUGUGGUGAGUUGAGUGGAAGACUGUGUUGCCGGAGAAACUGGGAUGAACUCAGUGAAGUAGGACAAGCACUUAGCACAGUUCAUUUGGACAUGCUGAAUAUGACAGCUGGUUAGGAUAGUGGUGGUGUGGGUGUGUGCGCGUGCACGUGUGUGUGUAUGAGCAUGCAUAUUUUUGUGUGUGUGCAUAUGUGUGUGUGUGUGUGUAUGUGAACAGAUAUUACAUGGUAUGUGUGUUACUGUAUGUUUAAAGUAUGUAUAUGUGUGUACACAUGUUUGUGUGUCUUUUUGUUGAUCACACCCCUAGUCCUUGAGAAGCCCUCUCAUGCGGGUGUUGCCAAAGGGACUGUCUGUGUUUUCCACAGAUCUGUCAUCAGCAGAUGGUGGCGUUUCUGCCCAUGCUGUCCCACCAGUCAGGCUGGCUCGCCAUUUGGCUCGCCCCCUCCUACAGUGUUGUGUGUGUGUAUGUGUGUGUGUGUGUUUGGCUUGCCCCUGCUACAGAAAGAAAUAUAAAUGUUAUACUAUCCCAGGUAUUCCUUAAAGAGGUAGGGUUUCAAGUGUCUCUGGAAGGUGGUCAGUGACUCCGCUGUCCUGGCGUCGUUAGGGAGCUUGUUCCAGCAAACAGUUUUGACUGGGCUGAGCGGGAACUGUGCUUCCGCAGAGGUAGGGGGGCCAGCAGGCCAGAGGUGGAAGAACGCAAUGCCCUCGUUUGGGUGUAGGGACUGAUCAGAGCCUGAAGGUAAGGAGGUGCCGUUCCCCUCACAGCUCCGUAGGCAAGCACCAUGGUCUUAUAGCAGAUGCAAGCUUCAACUGGAAGCCAGUGGAGUGUGCGGAGGAGCGGGGUGACAUGAGAGAACUUGGGAAGGUUGAACACCAGACGGGCUGCAGCGUUCUGGAUGAGUUGUAGGGGUUUAAUGGCACAGGCAGGGAGCCCAGCCAACAGCGAGUUGCAGUAAUCCAGACAGGAGAUGACAAGUGCCUGGAUUAGGACUUGUGCCGCUUCCUGUGUAAGGUAGGGUCGUACUCUGCGAAUGUUUUAGAGCAUGAACCUACAGGAUCGGGUCACCGCUUUGAUGUUAGCGGAGAACGACAGGGUGUUGUCCAGGGUCACGCCAACUCUGGGAGGAGGACACAACGGAGUUGUCAACCAUGAUGGCGAGAUCAUGGAGCGGGCAGUCCUUCCCCGGGAGGAAGAGCAGCUCCGUCUUGCCGAGGUUCAGCUUGAGGUGGUGAUCCGACAUCCACACUGAUAUGUCUGCCAGACAUGCAGAGAUGCGAUUCGCCACCUGGUUAUCAGAAGUGGGAAAGGAGAAGAUUAAUUGUGUGUCGUGUGCGUAGCAAUGAUAGGAGAGACCAUGUGAGGACAUGACAGAGCCAAGUGACUUGGUGUAUAGAGAGAAUAGGAGAGGGCCUAGAACUGAGCCCUGGGGGACACCAGUGGUGAGAGCACGUGGUGCAGAGACAGAUUCUCGCCACGCCACCUGGUAGGAGCGACCUGUCAGGUAGGACGCAAUCCAAGAGUGAGCCGUGCCGGAGAUGCCCAACUCGGAGAGGGUGGAGUGGAGGAUCUGAUGGUUCACAGUAUCAAAGGCAGCGGAUAGGUCUAGAAGGAUGAGAGCAGAGGAGAGAGAGUUAGCUUUAGCAGUGCGGAGAGCCUCCAUGACACAGAGAAGAGCAGUCUCAGUUGAAUGACCAGUCUUGAAACCUGACUGGUUAGGAUCAAGAAGGUCAUUCUGAGAGAGAUAGCAGGAGAGUUGGCUAUAGACGGCACGCUCAAGAGUUUUGGAGAGAAAAGAAAGAAGGGAUACUGGUCUGUAGUUGUUGACAUCGGAGGGAUCGAGUGUAGGUUUUUUGAGGAGGGGUGCAACUCUCGCUUUCUUGAAGAUGGAAGGGACAUAGCCAGCGGACAAGGAUGAGUUGAUGAGCGAGGUGAGGUAAGGGAGAAGGUCUCCGGAAAUGGUCUGGAGAAGAGAGGAGGGGAUAGGGUCAAGCGGGCAGGUUGUUGGGUGGCCGGCCGUCACAAGUCGCAAGAUUUCAUCUGGAGAGAGAGGGGAGAAAGAAGUCAAAGCAUAAGGUAGGGCAGUGUGAGCAGGACCAGCGGUGUCAUUUGACUUAAUAAAUGAGCAUCGGAUGUCGUCAACCUUCUUUUCAAAAUGGUUGAUGAAGUCAUCCACAGAGAGGGAGGAGGGAGGGGGAGGAGGAGGAGGAUUCAGCAGGGAGGAGAAGGUGGCAAAGAGCUUCCUAGGGUUAGAGGCAGAGGCUUGACAUUUAGAGUGGUAGAAAGUCGCUUUAGCAGCAGAAACGGAGGAUGAGAAUGUAGAGAGGAGGGAGUGGAAAGAUGACAGGUCCGCAUGGAGUCUAGUUUACCUCCAUUUCCGCUCAGCUGACCGGAGCCCAAUGUUUGGCAACAAAAGGAUACUUUAGUGACACGAUGACCUGGACAAUGAGAGAUAUUCUCUGCCUCUGUCAACACUAAGUCAAUUUGUUAGAGAAUGUGUUCGCUGCAAGGUUUGUUUUAGUGUUUGUGUGCUUGCGUGUAUGUGUGUGCUGGGUGUGUGUAACUAUGUCUGUCUGUCUGUGAAUUGUUCACUACACGGGUGUAUCAAACGUGAAGCGACAGCAUACAGUGAAAGGAACGUCUUAGAGACAAUUGGCUUGCGUUCAUUUCUUUUUCCCCCACCACCACCAUUUACACACCUAGUACUGUACCUACGUUUCCUAAUAUUGUACCUACGUUUCCUAGUACUGUAUCUACGUUUUCUAGUACUGUACCUAUGUUUCCUAGUACUGUACCUAUGUUUCCUAGUACCUACCUAUGUUUCCUAGUACUCUAACUACGUUUUCUAGUACUGUACCUACGUUUCCUAGUACUGUACCUACGUUUCCUAGUACUCUACCUACGUUUCCUAUUACUGUACCUACGUUUCCUAGUACCAUACCUACGUUUCGUAGUAAUGUACCUUCGUUUCCUAGUACUGUACCUACGUUUCCUCCCUGUGCGUUCUUAAAACAGUGUGCUUUGCGGGUGUGUGAUGUGGAGAAAUUAGUGGUGUUGGAGGUAUCAAACAUUCAGAAUCAAACAAUGUUCUGCUGUUCUGUUGUUGUCUCGUCGUCUCUCCUGACAAUUCCUCCAGGACUUCCUUCCUUCCAGAUGACUCCAAAUGAGACAUCAGCCAUUUCAGUCAGCGAACACACACAGGCAACCCCUCCACAACACACACAGGCUCUACACUCUCUGUGAGGGGAUUCUGUGUUAUUAAAAACAGAGAAAAGCUGUAAUGGGUUUCAUAGUGAGCCUGUCUGCUGAUGUUAUUUAGGCUGUUGUUGGGAAUUGUUAGGGAAAAACAAACCCCUCAUGAUGUGAUUUGGAACAACCUGGCUGUUAGCAUGUAAAUCAAUAUGUGAAUGACUCAAAUUUGCUCUGGAAUACAUUCUGGUCCGGAGCUGCAUACAUUUCCAUUUAUAAAUGGCAAAUGUAAUGGUCUGGGUGAAUGGGCCUGGCAGACAGACUGGAGAGUUGGGCAGCGGCUGUCAGGACUGUGGCUAUUUGUCAGUGUGUGUGUGUGUGCGGUUGUUUGUGUGUGUGCGUGUGUGUGUGUGUGUGUGUGCGUCCUGCUGGCCUGUGACUGAACAUGUCAAGUUCAGUAGAGGUCAACCACAAGGUAAUAUACAGCACAACGGCCUGUCACUCGCCACGUCCAAACAUUGGCAUGCGUCAGUGUGUGUGUGAGCGUUAACGUGUGGAGGCAUGGUGUGAUGAUAAUCAGAGAGGGGUGUGUGUGUGGUCGGGGUCUGGGGUUGAAUGUGUGUGUGUGUGUGUGUGUGUGUUUGCGGGGGUCUGGGGCCCCUGUAUAUCUUUACCCUUGACUAAUGUCCCCGAGAGGAGGUAGGUAAAGUAGAGGAGAGAGAGCCAUCUGGCCCUUAGAGGACCGCUAAGCUAGACCUGCUGAUUACCAGUGGGAGAGAUGAAUGGUGGAUGGAGGCCACCGUGUGGUGCCAAAGGAGAGAUGGACAGACUGAAAGAGGGAGAGAGACUGGGGGUUAGAGAGAGACUGGGGGUUAGAGAGACUGGGGGUUAGAGAGAUACAGGUGUCAGUGCCAUCUUGUCAGCCAGUCUUAAAAGAGGAGGGGUCGGGGAUAGUGUGUGUGUGUGUGUCUGUCUGUCUGUGUGUGUGAAUUUGUGUGUGUGUGUGUGUGUGUGUGUGUGUAUGUGCCUGUAAUUGUGUCAUUGUGACCGCAUCAGGGGCAUGUGGCCCCCCAUUAGCUAAGCAGCUCCCAUGAGGGGGUAUUGUAAUCCAGCCGUGUGACUAGAGUCCUCUAUGGACCAAACCCCAAAAGAGACUUCUCUCUUUGUGUCAUUAUCUACCUAUUCAUGUUACAGGCCACCCAUUAUUAUUCACCACAGCUACUGUAUCACCAUGGAGACUAUUACACACACUUUACAUACACACACACACACACACACACACACACACACACACACAACUAAUGUCUUAAAGCCAAGGAGAAUAUUACACUCUCUCUACAGGCACAUGCACUUUGGCUCAACAAAACAUGCUGGAGUUGCGUCAUGAUUCAUAUUCAUAGAGGUAAAUAGAAUCCAGGUAACUAGAAAAUAUCCUAUUCAUCAGUGCCCUAGCUACAAUGUUAUAAGUGUAACCUCUUUAGAUCAUAGAAGAAUAAAGAAAUGCGUGGUAUAGUGGUGUUAUAAGUGUUUAAACGGUUCCUUCCAUUGAGUAGAAAAUAUUUCUGUAGAGCACAGCUUCGAGUAAAGAGCUUUAAAAGGAAAGUCUUACUGGAUACAGUAUUUAUUGAUUAUUUUUUCCUCUCACGUACAACCAGGUCCCUGGUUCUAGACAGAAAUGUUCAGAGCGGUGAAGAGAAAACCAACUUCCAAAGGCCAUAUCAUUAAUAAUGAAUGGUGAAUGUGUGUUUGUGCACAUUAACUUUCAUUUUUUGCCUCGGUGCUCACGGUACUCAAAUGCUUUUAACUACUGCAGUGGGCUAAAUCAGGGUCACACAGAGUGUUUCUUGGUAGUCUUAAACAAAUCUACUUUGAAACAAAAGUAUACAGCUCACACACAUGGUUAUGGGCUUUAAAAAAAGAAGACACCUAUAAUAAUACUAAUAUGCCAUUUAGCAGACGCAUUUAUCCAAAGCGACUUACAGUCAUGCGUGCAUACAUUUUUGUGUAUGGGUGGUCCCGGGGAUCAAACCCACUACCUUGGCGUUACAAGUGCCGUGCUCUACCAGCUGAGCUACAGAGGACCACGUACUGUAAAAAAAAGUUAUCAGUACAACCUCUCAAAGUGAAUAAAAAUGUUAUCGCAAGUGCAAAAAGGAGCGGAGACAUAGGACACCCUUGACGGGUCCCUCUGGAUAGGGGGAAGUAUUUAGAAUGUUGAGAGGUGAUGUGUACCCUAGCUGUAGGAGCAGAAUAGAGCAGACGUAUCCAUGAGAUGAAAUUGGUACCAAAACCACUCCACUUGGUCGAAAACCUCCUCAUCAAGAGAAACAACAAUUUUGGGGUCUGGAAAACAGUUGCGCCCUUUGAUGAAGCCUGUUUGACCAUCAGAUAUGACAUCCUGAAGGCAGGGUUACAACCAGCAUGCUAGAACCUUAGAUAAUAGUUUAACAUAAGCGUUCAAAAGUGAAAUGAGCCGAUAUCCACCACAUUCCACCGGAUCUUUAUCUUUCUGGAGUAUAAGUGAGAUGGAGGUUUGAGUUAGCGUCGAGGGGAGAGAGCCCUGUGCUAACGAGUCGGUGAACAUAUCUAAUAGUAGUGUGGCGAGUUGAUCUGAGAAUUUUAUAUAAAUCGACAGGGAAGCCAUCAGGCCUUGGGCCUUGCCACUUUGCAUUGACUUUACACCCUUUGUUAUCUCAUCUAGAUGCAGAGGGUUAUCCAGAACUUUACUCAUGUCCAUAUCAAUGGAUGGAACAUCCAAGUUAUCUAAAAAGUUGUCCAUAGCCGUAUUAUUUGAUGGGGGUUUGAAUUUGUAGAGGUUAGAAUAAAAUCACACAAAAGUUGAAUUCAUAUUACGGGAUCACUUGUAAGAUUACGGGAAGAGUCAUAUACCUGAGAGAUGAGAUGAGAUGCUGACUGGCAUUUAAGUUGGUGUGCCAAAAGGCAGCUGGCCUUGUCACCAUAUUCGUAGUAUGUCCCCUUUGUUUGUUGCAACAGAAACUCUGCUUUAUCAGCGGAAAGCAGAUUAAAUUGAGUUUGAAGUUUCAGCUUCUCUGCGUAUAAUUCAAGGGAUGGUGAAGUUGAAUAUUGGCGGUCUAUUGCCAGGAUUGAGUCCACCAGUUCUUGACGUUUCAGUUGUCUUUGUUUGACAUAAUGAGCAUUGUAAGAAAUUAUCUUUCCCCGUAAUACAGCUUUGCAAGUCUCCCAAAAAAGAGAGGGGGAGGUGUCAUCAUUUUUAUUUGUUAUAAUAAAUACAUCUAUGUUGGUUGAAUUAAAGCCACAGAAGAUUAGGGAGAGAGGCUAAAAGAGAUGUAAUAAAUCUAGUGUCAUCCCAGUUAGGGGCGUAAACAUUCGCAAGUACUACAGGGGUCUAUAAGAGGGUGCCACUACCUAUUGUAUAACAUCCUCCAGGAUCUGAAAUUAUCUGUGAGGGUGAAAACUGUACUUGUUUGUGAAUCACUAUUUCUGUUCCCCUGACUUUGCCGUUAAAAUUAUAAUUAAACACCUGUCCAACCCAUGCUUUACGCAAUCUGGUAUGGUCGUUAACACGUAGGUGCGUUUCUUGAAGAAAUGCGAUAUCAGUAUUCAGGCUCUUCAGAUGUGAAAAUACUCUGGAGCGCUUAAUUUGCCCCAGUCUGACUUGAAGCCCCAAAAUACCAUCCUGACUUGUUGUUGAACUAGACAUGAAUCCUUAUAAGAGGAGAAGUCAAAUUAAAAAGAAAGAGGAAAAGAGAGAUUGAGAGAGGAGCAGCUUGAAAAAAACAUUAAAAAAAAAAAACUCUAAACAGAAACAGAGCACAAGAAUCUACGGAUAAUGUCAACAUACCAACCCCCCCAACAUACACAAAAAUAAAAUUAAAAUAAUAAUCCUAAACUCGUCUUUAUGAACGAGACAAGCAGCAGGAAUUCUCUCUUACUCAUCAUCCGUUGAUUACCCAAAACAUGUGCGGUGAGGUCAAACCGACCUUGGGAAGAAGUUACAUACGCCCUUGAAAUAAAGUUAAAAAAAUAUGGCAGUAGGCAAGUGCACAAUCUGGGUUUCGGUCACACUUUAAACAAAGAGUUUUAACCUUCAGCUUCAGUUAUUGCAAAAUGUUAACAGCAAUUGGUGGCAUUUCAAUGGCCAUAAUAUGAAUGUAGUCCACUAGGUGUCGCCACAGGGCUGAGUAAUGAGAAACAUUUUUAAUUAACCAGUAGGCUAUGAAAAGGGUCAGCCCCUGUCUUGGUAAAUUGUUACAAAUGGAUAACUAGCAUUUUGGAUAUGUACAAUUAAGCAAACGAACCAUGGGUCUAAACUCUUCAGCUAGUUCAACAAUUAAACAAGUAAAAUUGGAAGAGUAGAUUCACGCGCAGAGCACGGCAGGUGUUUAUUUCGCCUUCGCAGAAGGUCACAGGCAGGCAAUGGUCAUACACAGGUAGGCAAACAGGCAGGUGAAUCAAAACUAGGACUGAAGGCUAUAACUGGUUCUCACAAAUGAGCUAGGAAAAGGCUUAGUAGAGUCAAAACGAACAAUACCUCACAAGGCACAAACAGAAUAAACUGAACUAAAUAAGGAGCUGAUGAGACCAGGUGAGUAACUAACACAGGGGAAAUCAAUGAACAAAAAUGAAAGACAGGGCUACGUUCAAGAACACAAGGAUGACUAAGAAAAUAAAUACAGAACCUUACAACCAUCAGUGACCAACAUCACCAAUUAAGGCCAACAUAAACCACAGUGGUUCAGAAUGUCCAUAAAAAAAGAAUAAAAAAGACAAUUUAAAAAAAACGGUAUACAUCAAGCACACCUCCAAUGAAAAAUGUAUACACUACCAGUCAGACGUUUGGACACACCAACUCAUUCAAGGCUUUUUCUUUAUUUUUUACUAAUUUUUACUAUGUAGAAUAAUAGUGAAGACAUCAAAACUAUGAAAUAACACAUAUGGAAUCAUGUAGUAAACAAAAAAAUAUUUUAUAUUUGAGAUUCUUCAAAUAGCCACCCUUUGCCUUGAUGACAGCUUUGCACACUCUUGGCAUCCUCUUGGCAUUCAGCUUCACCUGGAAUGCUUUUCCAACAGUCUUGAAGGAGUUCCCACAUAUGCUGAGGCACUUGUUGGCUGCUUUUCCUUCACUCUGCGGUCCGACUCAUCCCACAUCAUCUCAAUUGGGUUGAGGUCAGGGGAUUGUGGAGGCCAGGUCAUCUGAUGCAGCACUCCUUCACUCUCCUUCUUGGUCAAAUAGCCCUUACACAGCCUGGAGGUGUGUUGGGUCAUUGUCCUGUUGAAAAACAAAUGAUAGUCCCACUUAACCCAAACCAGAUAGGAUGGCGUAUUAGAAUGAAAAAUCUGUCCAACCCAUGCUUUACACAAUCUAGUAUGGUCGUUAACACGUAGGUGCAUUUCUUGAAGAAAUGCGGUAUCAGUAUUAAUUCUCUUGGCAUUCAGCUUAACCUUCAGCAACCCAAACCAGAUGGGAUGGCGUAUCGCUGCAGAAUGCUGUGGUAGCCAUGCUGGUUAAGUGUGCCUUGAAUUCUAAAUAAAUCACAGACAGUGUCACCAGCAAAACACCCCCACAACAUAACACCUCCUCCUCCAUGCUUUACGGUGGGAAAUACACAUGCAGAGAUAAUCCGUUCACCCACAAAGAAACUCAAAUGUGUCCAUUGCUCGUGUUUCUUGGCCCAAGCAGGUCUCUUCUUCUUAUUAGUGUCCUUUAGUAGUGGUUUAUUUGCAGUAAUUCAACCAUGAAGGCCUGAUUCACACAGUCCCCUCUGAACAGUUGAUGUUGAGAUGUGUCUAUUACUUGAACUUAUUUGGGCUGCAAAUUCUGAGGCUGGUAACUCUAAUGAACUUAUCCUCUCCUGUGGCAGUCCUCAUGAGAGCCAGUUUCAUCAUAUGGCUUGAUGGUUUUUGCGACUGCACUUGAAGAAACUUUCAAAAUUCUUGACAUUUUCCAUAUUGACUGACCUUUAUGUCUUAAAGUAAUGAUGGACUGUCAUUUAUCUUUGCUUAUUUGAGCUGUUCUUGACAUAAUAGGGACAUGGUCUUUUACCAAAUAGGGUUAUCUUCUGCAUACUCCCCCUACCUUGUCACAACACAACUGAUUGGCUCAAACGCAUUAAGAAGUAAAGAAAUUCCACAAAUUAACGUUUAACAAGGCACACCUGUUAAUUGAAAUGCAUUCCAGGUGACUACCUCAUGAAGCUGGUUGAGAGAAUGCCAAGAGUGUGCAAAGCUGUCAUCAAGGCAAAGGGUGGCUAUAUGAAGAAUCUCAAGUAUAAUAUAUGUUUUGAUUUGUUUAACACUUUUUUGGUUACUACAUGAUUCCAUAUGUGUUUUUUCGUAGUUUUGAUGUCUUCACUAUUAUUCUACAAUGUAGAAAAUAGUAAAAAUAAAGAAAAACCCUGGAAUGAGUAGGUGUGUCCAAACUUUUGACUGGUACUGUAUAUACACAAAUAUCGGUAGACAGGAUCAGUGUCUAACUAGCGAGUAACAUUAGUAUCCGAAAUGACCUAAAGGCGGCCAAACUACCAUGUGGGCUAUAGAUUGCCAUAAGUGGAGCAGCAAGUUCAAAGCCUUAGUAAAAAUAAAUAAAUCAAAAUGCUGCGCUUUUAACAGUGAUUGUCUUCAGUUAAGAAACUAAACAAGAUCAAAUGGAAAGUUUAAACAGCAGUGAGACAGCAUAGUAUGUCAUUGUUGUCACACCCUGGCUCGGGGACUCAAUAUGUUGAGCCAGGGUGUGUUCAUUCUAUGUUUUCUGUUUCUUUGGUGGGUGUUCUAGGGUGUCUAUUUUCUAUGUUUGCCGGUGUGACUCCCAAUCAGAGGCAAACGAGUGUCAGCUGUCGGCUGUUUGUCUCUGAUUGGGAGCCAUAUUUAAUCUGUCUGUUUUUCUUUCGGGUUGUGGGAUUUUGUUCGUGUGUGUUCGUGUUGUAACAUAGACGUCACGCAUUCGUUGUUUAUUGUUUUGUUCGUGUGAACGUUUAAAUAAAUAGAAUAUGUUCAGUCGCAACGCUGCGCCUUGGUCCUUUUCUUUAGACGAAUGUGACAGAAAAUCCCACCUCAACCAGACCAAGCAGCGUGUUCAGGAGCCAUCGCUGGCAGAUCUCCGUGGCAACCUCGACUGGAUCAAGCAGCGUGACUUGGAGAGAGGAUGGACGUGGGAGGAGAUGAUUGCGAGUCUGAGAGAGGCCUUGGCCCCGGGGAGGAGAGAACCCCAGAAAAUUUUUAGGGGGGGGCUCACGAUGUCGGGGCAGCAGGAGGCCGCUAUGGAGCGGUCCAGCGGGGUUGCAGAGGAGGCCGCCAGGUUACGGGGGCCACUGGUAGAAGAGGGGAUGGAAGGUGUAGAGGCACGGCGAGAGGUACUGGCGUGUGUUGCCAGUCCGGUCCGGCCCGUUCCAGAUCCCGGUGUAGAGCCAGUGGUGUGUGUCCCCAGUACGGUCCGGUCUAUUCCUGCUCCCCGCACCAAACCUACGGUGUGCGUCGACAGCCCAGCCCGGCCCGUUCCUGCGCUCCGCACCGAGUCUGUGGUGCGCGUCGCCAGCCCAGUCCGGCCCAUCCAAGCUUUUCGCAUAAAGCCUACGGUGUGCGUCGCCAGCCCAGUCCGGCCUGUUCCUGCUCCACGCACAGAGCCUGCGGUGUGCGUCGCCAGCCCAGCCCGGCCUGUUCCUGCUCCACGCACAAAGCCUACGGUGUGCGUCGCCAGCCCAGCCCGGCCUGUCCCUGCUCCACGCACAAAGCCUACGGGGUGCGUCGCCAGCCCAGCCCGGCCUGUCCCUGCUCCACGCACAAAGCCUACGGUGUGCGUCGCCAGCCCGACCCGGCCUGUUCCUGCCACUCGCACCAAACCAGGGGUGCGAGUCGCCAGCCUGGUUCAGCCUGUUCCUGCCACUCGCACCAAGCCAGGGGUGCGAGUCGUCAGCCUGGUUCAGCCCGUUCCUGCUACUCGCACCAAGCCAGGGGUACGAGUCGUCAGCCUGGUCCAGCCCGUUCCUGCUACUCGCACCAAGCCAGGGAUGCGAGUCGUCAGCCCUGUCCGGCUCGUUCCUGCUCUCCGCACCAAGUCUGUGGUGCGCGUCGCCAGCCCAUUCCGGUCCAUUCCUGCUCCACGCACCAAGCCAGGGGUGUGUAUCGUCAGCCCGGUCCGGUCCGUUCCUGUUCCACGCACCAGGCCAGGGGCGCGUGUCGUCAGUCCGGCUCCGGCCAGCGGGGCUAGACAGGACCAGGGGUACUUUGAGGGGUUGGAGAGGAAGUGGGGAUCUAGCCAGGAGCCGGAGCCGCUGCCGAGGAAUGCCCACCCAGCCCUCCCCUGUUUUUGCUCGUAUUUAGGCGCGGUCGCAGUCCGCGCCUUUAGGGGGGGGUACUGUCACACCCUGGCUCGGGGACUCAAUAUGUUGAGCCAGGGUGUGUUCAUUCUAUGUUUUCUGUUUCUUUGGUGGGUGUUCUAGGGUGUCUAUUUUCAUUUUGCCAGUGAUCCAUCAAGUGUCACUAAAAUUAACGCUGUUUCUUCGGUGGAGUUAGUUGGUUGUAGCUGCAUUCCUCAAGAAAUUCGCAACCUUAACGAACGGGUAGAACACAAGCACAACUACUGUAGCAAGCAAGCUUUAGCAUAUGAUUAUUUCACGGAACGAUCGAUAGAUAGCCAUAGAUGUUUGUAGCCUAUGUCCACACAGUCACUAGCUAAACGUUACUCACAUAAUACAGACAGUUGAGAAAUCAUCCCAAUCCAGGCAUUCAAUCUAUGCGCUGUCGGUAGAAGAACUCAGCUUCUUCAGGAGUUUCGAAAAAAUUGACCUCACCGUUAAAGUUGACACGGAGACGGGCAGGAUAAAUCAGCCCAAAGCAGAUUCCCUUCUUGUACAGAGUGGACUUGAUGUCGUUGAAUGCGGCCUAUUUCUUCGCCAGGCUAGAAGUGAAAUCCUGGUAGAACUUGAUCUUGUGGUAUUGGAAAGUGACGUCGCCGUGUUCCCUUGCCCACCGAAGGACGAGCUCCUUUUCGGUGCAAGGCUGCUGUGGGCUCUAUCGAGUUCAGGAAGAUUGGGAAAAGCCUCAGCACCCAAAACCUUCUUGAACAGCUCCGCCAUGAACAGGGUUGGAGAUCCUGUCUCAGAAUCCUCUGGCAGUCCAAUCACACUGAUAUUUUUGAGUUUUGAACAUGAAAUAAAAUCAUCCACUUGUAGUUGCAGUGACUUGUUGGCGGCGGCCACAUCGUCAAGCCUGGUUUUCAACGUAGUGAGUUGGUCGCUGUGGCCCGACAGCCCAGCCUCAACUUCGGCCAGUGUGGUAGUGUGAGAUGUCACAGAACCAUGGAUGGUUUCCACGGUUGCCUGAAUUGGAGCCAGAGCAGCCGCCAGUGAGUUAUUCAGCAGUUCGAUGAAUUCUGCUGCCAAACUUUCACGUGAUUUCGCCAGCUCUCUGACAAGGAUCUCCAGUGUUAUCGUGUUAGCCGUAUUGCCCGGAGUGGCUAUUGAAGCCUUCAAUGAAGGUGGGAUGGUAGCCAUUUUAGCUGAAGUUGAUUUGGUGGAGUGUCGAUUUUCCAAAGCGUGUGACUGGUUUGCUCAUGCUAACUUAGGUACACUCUUUUACUGGGUAAUAAAAAUAAUGUUUGUGGUCAUGAGAAGUAUGAAUUUAGGUGAAAAUGAAGAUUAUUUACAAAAGGUUGUCGGAGGAUAGACCUCGUGCGACUUCUUUCUACAUCACUCAACCGGAAGCCACUUUGCAACUACUUCCUACUUUUUAGCUACUUUGCAACUACUUAGCAUGUUAGCUAACCCUAACCCUAACCCUAACCUUAACCCUUUAACCUAACUCUUAACCCUAACCCCUAACCCUUAGCCUAGCUAAUGUUACCCAACAAAUUGUAAUUCGUAACAUACCAUACGUAUUGCAAAUUCGUACCAUAUCAUACGAAUUGUAAUUCGCAACAUAUCAUACGAAAUGGAUGAUGGACAUCCACAAAUUAAUACAUACCAUACAUAACGUAACAUAUCAUACUAAUUUAAAUGUCCCAGAUAUAUAUAUCUUCUUCUCCCCAAUUUCGAUCUUGUCUCUCCAACGGGCUCGGGAGGUGAAGGUCGAGUCAUGCGUCCUCCGAAACAUGACCCGCCUAACCGCGCUCCUUAACACCUGCCCGCUUAACCCGAAAGCCAGCUGCACCAAUGUGUUGGAGGAAAAACCGUUCAACUGACAACUGAGGUCAGCCUCGGUUACCUCCAACAGUAAAUGGAAAAGUUCUGUUUCCGAGCAGGGCCCACGUUAAAGAUUCACUGGGCCUUUGUAAUGAUUGUUGUUGUUGUUGUUGUUGUUGUAUAGAGGUGUGUGUGUACGUGCGUGCGUGCAUGCUUGCUUGCCUGUGUCUCCUGUCUCCUUGCUUGAGGAAUGUGUGUAGAGUUUGGGGGAAGGGUUGGCGGUUUGGUAGACAGUAUGUUUUCAGGAGGGUAGGCAGUCCGCACUGUGUUGAACUUGACCUGACAGUGUCAGAGUAUUCACACUAGACAGUUAACUAAGGUAGAGUGGAUUGUUACUGUCUUAAUCCAAUGUUUGUACACUGACACCUUUGUGACACACAUGCACGCACACACACACACACACAACAACACGCACACUAAUUGGGAUCUGAAUGGAUUAUAGUAGUCCAUCCCCUAGGAUACAGUCUGUGUACUAGUGUUAAUGGAAUGCUGUACACAGAGGUCAACACAAAAGAGCCUUUCACACUGUUAAGGUACACUGGUAGUAACCACUCUAAACCAUUUCAUUCACUGAUUCCCCAUACAGUACCUCUAUGUGAUUAUAUUUACUAUUUAUAUGGUUGGAACCAAUCUGUACUCCAUGUACACUGGUUCAAGUGGUUGUAUACUGCUUCCACCAUUGUGUAAAUACAUCCAAUAGUAUUACUGUACUGUAUUAUAUUACCUCUCAGGAAAAUUGCUUUUCAAACAUGAUGACAUACUAGGCUGUUCUAUUGAGAGCGUACAGACAGAGCGGUGAUGUGGCUUUUCGUUAAUACCUGAUAUUUGAAUUGUGAAGGUCACUGUCAAUCCAUGGAUAUAUUGUGAUUCAGCACCACUUUUUCAAUAUCAACAGACACGUAAUUACAUACGCAACUAAUCUUGAACAAUAUUAUAUAUAAUAUCGAAAGAGUGUUCGCCUACACUAUAGUCGAACGCAUACAUUUAGUCGAACACCUACACUAUAUUGUGAUUCAGCACCACUUCAAAAUUAUUUAUAUACUUGUUACAGUUACAGUCCUAAAGCUGUUCCGGAGAGAAAAGUACAGUAUGUCACAAAACCAAAUGUGUGAAGAUAAAUUAACAGUGAUCUAAGCCUUGCAGGAACCUACCCUGACAUGAACCAACCUCUGCUAUAUUGUAGAUUCAGAGCUAUCUAUCUAAUAGAACUCAGAGGUUUUUCUUUAACGGAAGCUUCUUCUCUAAAGUCAAACAUGCAAAGUGUGGUGUACCGCAGGGCAGCUCUCUAGGCCCUCUACUGUUUUCUAUUUUUACCUAUGACCUGCCACUGGCAUUAAACAAAGUAUGUGUGUCAAUGUAUGCUGGUGAUUCAACCAUAUACGCAUCAGCAACCACAGCUAAUGAAGUCACUGUAACCCUUAACAAAGAGUUGCAGUCUGUUUUGGAAUGGGUGGCCAGUAAUAAACGGGUCCUGAAUGUCUCUAAUACUAAGAGCAUUGUAUUUGGUACAAAUAAUUUCCUAAGCUCUAGACCUCAGCUGAAUCUGGUAAUGAAUGGUGUGGCUGUUGAACAAGUUGAGGAGACUAAAUUACUUGGUGUUACCUUAGAUUGUAAACUGUCAUGGUCAAAACAUCUAUAUUUAAUGGUUGUAAAGAUGGGGAGAGGUGUGUCUGUAAUAAAGAGAUGUUCUGCUUUUUUUGACACCACACUCCAAAAAGCAAGUCCUACAGGAUCUAGUUUUGCCUUAUCUUGAUUAUUGUCCAGUCGUGUGGUCAAGUGCUGCAAGGAAAUACCUAGUUUAGCUGCAGCUGGCCCAGAACAGAGUGGCACGUCUUGCCCUUCAUUGUAAUCAGAGGGCUAAUAUAAAUACUAUGCAUGCCAGUGUCUCUUGGCUAAGAGUUGAGGAGAGACUGACUGCAUCACUACUUAUUUUUGUAAGAAACAUUACAAUUCCAAAUUGUUUGCAUAGUCAACUUACACACAGCUCUGACACACAUACUUACCCCCCCCCCCCCCCCCCCCCCCCCCCUUCUUCCCUCUGCUUGGCUCCAGCAUCGCAAUGUUUUGCACAUUCCAUUUCCUGUGUUUAAAUCUGACAUGCAGGUUUUGUUCUUAUUUUCAUUUUUCGCCAAACUGAAUAUGAUAAUGUCGCCAGGGAAUUGCUAGAUGAAAAUAUUUCUGUAGCGCCGUCAUUUCUUUGUGUGUGCAGACGAGAUGAAUUGUACAGCAGCAGCGUUGGGAAACAAUGCAACAUAGAUUAUAAUGAAAUCAGCCCGCUCUUCUUUUCGCUCUGAAGAGCUGGGUUUGAUGACGGUGUUUGAAAACUAAACUGGAUUAGCAAUAAGUAUCUUUCCAUUGAUAUUUCUCAAAUGUUCUGCUUUCUGUGUGUGUGUAGUUGUGUGUGUGUGUGUGUGUGUGUGUUUGUACGUGUAAUGACUUCCUCUCCAAUCAAUGAAUGCAACACUUGUGUGAUUGGAUGAAUCACAUCUCAGACAGACUGUGACUGGAUGAAGUGAAUCUCAAACAAACAUACUGUAUUUCAAUCUGAUCAGCCAGCAGUUUGCUACUCUACAAUUUGACAUCCCAUUCAAAAUCAAUUUCCGAAGCAUUUACUGAACCCUUUAAAAAAGUUUUGCACUGUUGCUGACCCCAUGCUGCCUCUAACCUCUCAACUGUUGUGUUUGUUGUCUCAAGAGGUUGGGGAAAAGCAUACAUACACAUUUCCCUUCUAAACAAUUGGGCAGAACCAUUUUCUCCAUUAUUGUUCUGCGAAUAGCAGAAAAACACCUUUAAGUGUAUCUUCUGUCUACAGUGCCAAAUAAAGGGCAAUGCACAAUCACUCCUGUGGCUGCCACUUAAACACACACAUGGAUUGCACUUCUCAAAAUGUUUGGUGUGUCUGUCUGUAUGUUCUCUCCACAGCGCUGAAGAAGGGGCGUUUCUGGAUCACCCCUGACCCCUACCACAACGACGACAACAUCCAAAUUGGCCGCGAGGUCAAGAUCUCCUGCCAGGUAUGAACACACACACACCAUCCCCUUUUCACACGCAUACUCAACUAUCCACUCCUUGCAGGUGGAGGCCACGCCCCCCGAGGAGCUGACAUUUGGUUGGCUGAAGAACGGGCGCGCCAUGCGGAGCUCUGAGCGAAUGGUGAUCACCCAGACGGACCCUGACAUUUCCCCAGGCACCACUAACCUGGACAUCAUCGACCUGAAGUUCACUGACUUUGGCACCUACACCUGUGUGGCUGCGCUGAAGGGAGGGGGCAUACCUGAGAUCAGCAUAGACGUCAACAUCUCCUCCACUACUGGUGAGUCUCACACACCGCUAUGUCAGAGCAGGAGAUAUAGCUAUACACUUCCCCACACUCAGCGAUAACACACACACAUCAGCAUUUCAAGACUAUACACACACACACACACACACACACACACACACACACACACACAGCAAUAGAAAUGUUCACUUUUGCUGAAACAUACACACUCUAGAGAAAUAAACUUUCAGAAUUCCUCUAUUUCACACAAACACAUAAAAUGGUAACCUAUUGAAUUUGCCCCUAUUCAAUUGGCAUGUGGUAGUGUUUCCACAAUGUGACCUAUUUCCUGCCCGAAACUAAUCUGAACCAAACAUCCAAUCCUACUGCCUGGUACCCAAACUCAAUUUAGGGCUUCCUCCCAAAUAUCACCAUAUUCCCUAUAUAGUGCAUUACUUUUGACCCGGGCUCUGAUCAAAAGUAGUGCACUAAAUAGGGAAUAGGGUGCCAUUUGGGAUGCAGCCAUGCUCUAAAACUAAAUCCAUUCCCUCCUUUCAUCUAAUUGGCUGCUGCUACUACCAUUUGUGUGACUAACAUGACAUACAUUCACUACAUGCAUCAUGUCUCUGGGAGACUUUAGAUAAGGAUGUUCUGGUGAUUUAGAAUGGUGGCUUCAUUACAAGAGAAUAACCUGAAGAUAUUCAGCACAUACCCAACACAGUGAGUUUGUGGAGGGUACCAUCGAUAUAGUAGGAAAAUAAAAGGGCAGAAGUUUGUAUUGGUAGUGGUUAGGAAAAGAAUGGUAGGAGAUAAGGAGGAGAAGAGAGCUAUGGGUUAGAGAGGAGAAGUGAUCACACUGGGUCGGGAGGGGGGUAUCAUGUGUCAUCACCACUUAGAGGUCAAUCAAUGACCUCCCAUUCUGCUGUGUUGUGCCGCCUCCCAUUACCCCAUUGCUCAUCUCCUUUGCUAGCGGACGGGACCUGAUCGAUAACGUCCCGCAGAAGAGAGGUGCUCUGAUUGGGAAUUUCCACUUGGAAUCCCUCUGCCAUACAAUCAUGCAGUCUCUCAUCUUGACCGUUGUCGCUCCGAGAUUGGAAUGACCAAAGGGAGGUGGUUGUGUUCUUGAAGAAACAUUCAGAGUUUGCUGGCUGCCGAUUUGGUGUGUUUGAAAGGCGCCAGGGGAUGGUGGCUUCCUGAUAAGUGUGUGUGUUUGUGUGUGUGUGUGUGUGUGUGUGUGUGUGUGUGUGUGUGUGUAGCUAUGGCAAGCCUCCUCUCUCUCUUUACUACACACACUCUGUGACAGCACACCCUGCUGCCAUUCACUGCAGCAACAUGAAAGCCUGUUGUCGACCUUUGUGCAUAAUUACCGUAAAAGAAUCCUUUGAUAAUCCCCCAUGCUAUAAAACAGUGGGAUCAAUCGUACCUGUCCAGUUUGUUUCCUCAAUAUCUACUAAGUAGUGCAUCCUUUCCGUUUGGAGUGUGUCUGUGUUUGUGUGUGUGUGUGUGUGUGUGCCUGGCCGAGACCCACCGACGCAGAAACACACUCUUUAAUGUGAACCAUCACUGCUGCUGUCUGAGAGAAGAAGAGAGAAACACAAAGGAAAUACCUGUCUUUAUGAUUAUCAUAUAAUAUGAAAGGGCCUUUUGUGCUUGGAUGGGAUUGUUUUUUAGCGUGCUUGUUUUUUAAGGUGGAGGUUGUUUUAAGUUGCGGCGGUUGGAUGAUGUUUAAUACGAUGAAAGAGUUGUGUGAAGACACAGUGAAUCAUGUACAGGUAGAGGAAAAAACAAACAUAUUAUUCUAUUGUGUACUGCUUUCGUCAUUGCCCUUCUGUAGCUUUCUUUGAGGACUACAUUGAGAUGUUCUGAAGUAGUAUGAUCACUGUGUAGAGAGAAAAUGGUGUCUCUUUUUAUUUUUUUAGGGUGUAGAUCAGCUUUAAUAUUGCAGAUAGAUUAUAACUUCCAUCAAUGUAAUUGUCUGCAACACUUCCAAUCCCCCAAAAGUUUUAUUUUUUUCUUCUCGCAAAUAUAUAUAUAUAUAUAUAUAUAUACACACACACACACAUAUACACAUACAUACAGUGGGGGAAAAAAAGUAUUUAGUCAGCCACCAAUUGUGCAAGUUCUCCCACUUAAAAAGAUGAGACAGGCCUGUAAUUUUCAUCAUAGGUACACUUCAACUAUGACAGACAAAAUGAGAAAAAAAAAUCCUGAAAAUCACAUUGUAGGAUUUUUAAUGAAUUUAUUUGCAAAUUAUGGUGGAAAAUAAGUAUUUGGUCAAUAACAAAAGUUUCUCAAUACUUUGUUAUAUACCCUUUGUUGGCAAUGACACAGGUCAAACGUUUUCUGUAAGUCUUCACAAGGAUUUCACACACUGUUGCUGGUAUUUUGGCCCAUUCCUCCAUGCAGAUCUCCUCUAGAGCAGUGAUGUUUUGGGGCUGUCGCUGGGCCACACGGACUUUCAACUCCCUCCAAAGAUUUUCUAUGGGGUUGAGAUCUGGUGACUGGCUAGGCCACUCCAGGACAUUGAAAUGCUUCUUACGAAGCCACUCCUUCGUUGCCCGGGCGGUGUGUUUGGGAUCAUUGUCAUGCUGAAAGACCCAGCCACGUUUCAUCUUCAAUGCCCUUGCUGAUAGAAGGAGGUUUUCACUCAAAAUCUCACGAUACAUGGCCCCAUUCAUUCUUUCCUUUACACGGAUCAAUCGUCCUGGUCACUUUGCAGAAAAACAGCCCCAAAGCAUGAUGUUUACACCCCCAUGCUUCACAGUAGGUAUGGUGUUCUUUGGAUGCAACUCAGCAUUCUUUGUCCUCCAAACACGACGAGUUGAGUUUUUACCAAAAAGUUAUAUUUUGGUUUCAUCUGACCAUAUGACAUUCUCCCAAUCCUCUUCUGGAUCAUCCAAAUGCACUCUAGCAAACUUCAGACGGGCCUGGACAUGUACUGGCUUAAGCAGGGGGACACGUCUGGCACUGCAGGAUUUGAGUCCCUGGCUGCGUAGUGUGUUACUGAUGGUAGGCUUUGUUACUUUGGUCCCAGCUCUCUGCAGGUCAUGCACUAGGUCCCCCCGUGUGGUUCUGGGAUUUUUGCUCACCGUUCUUGUGAUCAUUUUGACCCCACGGGGUGCCCCAGAUCUAGGGAGAUUAUCAGUGGUCUUGUAUGUCUUCCAUUUCCUAAUAAUUGCUCCCACAGUUGAUUUCUUCAAACCAAGCUGCUUACCUAUUGCAGAUUCAGUCUUCCCAGCCUGGUGCAGGUCUACAAUUUAGUUUCUGGUGUCCUUUGACAGCUCUUUGGUCUUGGCCAUAGUGGAGUUUGGAGUGUGACUGUUUGAGGUUGUGUACAGGUGUCUUUUAUACUGAAAACAAGUUCAAACAGGUGCCAUUAAUACAGGUAACGAGUGGAGGACACAGGAGCCACUUAAAGAAGAAGUUACCUAUGAUGAAAAUUACAGGCCUCUCUCAUCUUUUUAAGUGGGAGAACUUGCACAAUUGGUGGCUGACUAAAUACUUUUUUUUCCCACUGUACAUGUACAUUUCCUUUUUUAAAACAUUACUUUCCAACCUCACCACCCCUUCCCUAAUUGGAGUAAACUAGUGAACAACAAUGCUUAGGUCUCUACUUCCAGCUAAUACAUACUAUAUACAUUUUAUGGACACAGUCAAUUUUACAAUAAUUAUAUUUUGUUUGUUUUUACUCCUGAACUUCCUCUACCCUCAUCCUCGCCGAUCAUUUUCAUGUUUGCUUCUAUAUGCCAUAUCUUUCUAACUGUUCUCUUUCACAAAAGCUCUCAACCUAUAACCUAUAUACUUAUUAUGGACACAGUAUGCUUACAUUAUUAGCUAUCUUGUUGUUAUUAGUUGUUGUUAGUUGUUAUUACUUCCAUCCUUCAACUCCAUUCAACACCACCCAUCUAUCUCUUAACACCAUCCAUAUUGGAUAUCUAUUUGCCAUAUAUUUUUCAGCUGUACUGUGAUGUUUUACAAUAGUUCUGAACCUUUCUAUUCUCAUUUUUUCUACAGAUUUUCAAUUGAAAAUGGGUGUGUCUCUUUGUUUUGUAUCCUGACUGUUGCUAUGUUGUUGUUAACCAAUGAUGCAGCAGUUUAUUAGCCUAUUAGGCAAUGGUGCUUCUGUGCACUGAGUGGUUAGUCUCGGUCCUGGCUGGUGGUCUGUUUGGGCUAACUAAGCUGUUUCUGCUGUUCUCCAGAAGGGAGAGAGAGACUAGUGGUAAUUACUGUCUCUUAAUAUAAUCAUUUAGAGCAGAUUACACUGCAGCUCUGCCAGGGCCACACGCCAUGGAAGUGUUUUAAAAAAGAUGGGGCCUCACGCUGUUGAAGUAUUUGGAAAGAGAUGGGGCCUCACGCCCUAGAAGUGUUCGGAUAGAGAUGGAGUCUAAAGUAUCUCAAUCCUGAACACUGUGAAACUCUCUCACAGCCAAGCGCGGACCCAGGCCGGUCCAACUAAACCUAGCACAGCUCAGUCUAUCCCAGGUCCAGCCCUAG